This is a messenger RNA of Danaus plexippus (monarch butterfly), 504 nucleotides long. RefSeq lists its product as uncharacterized. The record is from RefSeq and is a predicted model, not a curated record. Bases 1 to 504 code for a protein of 167 amino acids. The transcript has a single exon. Lineage: Eukaryota; Metazoa; Arthropoda; Insecta; Lepidoptera; Nymphalidae.
AUGGUACAUUCCGACUGCAGCAGGGUCGCGCCUACGGAGGAGCCGCCUAGCUGCGUCUUGUUCGGCCAGCAGGGUCAUCCCGCGAACUUUCGCGGAUGUCCCAAAGCGCCGCACUGGGCGAAAGCUGGGCGGAAACCCUACAAAGCCCAGGAGCCGGCUCCCAUCCCUGCUGCCCAUCCUGCAAAUAACGCCUGGCAUAGGCCUAGGUUUAUAAACGAACAGACAGCACCCCAGGCCCCUAAGGUGCCCAUGGCCCCACAGGCAACCCAGGCCCCUAAGGCAACACAGGCCCCUCAGGCACCCGCGCAAACACCGGCAAUCGGCCUCGCAGCUGACUUGCAACUAGUCUGUGACUUCGCGAGUCUUAUAGACCCCGCAGAGGUGCAGACAUUCGCCGCCAAGCUGAUGGCCACCGAUAGCAAUCCUCAAGCCCGCAUGCUGGCAACGUGCCAGCACGCGGGCAUGUUGAGUGCCAUGGGAGCGUUCAAAGCCAAUGGCAAUUAG